GGGGAAGUGCGAAAUAUAUGACAGGAAACUGUUGAAUCUCUUCCCUAUCUGAAGAUGUCGAGGCUCACUCUGUGGUUGUCAGUCGGGGUGUUUGUUUGGGGAUUUGCUUCUUGCUCUAUCACGUGUCCUGAUGGGAGUACUUGCUCAGACAUCUCUACCUGCUGCAAGACUGAGUAUGGAUAUGGCUGCUGUCAGUAUCCAAAAGCGGUGUGCUGCGCAGACAUGGCCCACUGCUGUCCGUCAGGGUAUCGCUGUAACCUGGUGACACAGCUGUGUGAGAAACUGGACCAGCCGUGGCUGACCAUUCCCAUGGUGAAGAAGGACGCUGCACAGAAACUUACAUAUCCUUUCCUCUAUAAGCCAGCGCUGCCUUCAGUACCUGCCUUUGUCAUCCCUAUGUCAGAGGACAAACAGAGCAUGAAUGAGAUACCAGAACCAGCUCUAACACACGUCGGCUCCCCUGAGGCUCAAGUCAUUCGUUGUGAUUCCCUACAUUACUGCCAGGGGGGGAUGUCUUGCUGCCAGGCAUCCUCAGGCCAGUGGAACUGCUGUCCCUACCCACUGGGCCAGUGUUGUGCAGAUGGUCUGCACUGCUGUGAGUAUGGAUACACCUGUGAGGCCUCCUCCUUGAAAUGCAGAAAUUCUUACUCUGCAUCACAGGAAGCUGUUGAAUUUCUUCACUAUCUAAAGAUGUUGAAGAUUACUCUGUGUUUGUCAUUCGGUGUGUUUCUGUGGGGAUUUGCUUCAUGCUCUAUUGCAUGUCCUGAUGUGAGUACUUCCCCAAACAACGCCACCUGCUGCAAGGCUAAAAUCAGCUUUGGCUGCUGUCCUCAUGCCAUGUGCUGUGCCGACCGGGUCCACUGCUGCCCUUCAGGAUAUCGGUGUAACCUGGUUACCAUGAAUUGUGAGAAAUUAGACCAGCCGUGGCUGACCAUACCCAUGGUGAAGAAGGAAGCUGCAGAGAAACCAAACACCCCUGAACUACCUGGAACUCCAGUCCAGGAGCUUAAAGAGAGCCACGUCCCAGAUCAAAUAAAGAAAUCAAUGGUCUACUGUGACAGUUACACCUACUGUCCUGAUGGCACUACUUGCUGCAGACACCCACAAGGAGGCUGGUUCUGUUGUCCCUACUCUCCUGGCAAAUGUUGUCUGGAUGGCUACCACUGCUGUCCAAUUGGAUUUGACUGUGACCACACCUACACGCACUGUGUGAGGGAAAAACUCACAUAUCCUUUCCUCCGCAAGCCAGCACUACCUUCAGGACCUGCGUCCUUCAUCCCAUCUUCAGAGGAAGACGACAAUUUGGGAGUGUCUGACCUGUACUAUAUAGAGCUGUGUGUGAUACAGCAGAAGGGAAAGUGUGAAAGGCAUCACAGGAAGCUGCUGAAUUUCUUCAAGAUGUUGAGGAUCACUUUGUGUUUGUCAUUCGGUGUGUUUCUGUGGGGAUUUGCUUCAUGCUCUAUAAUGUGUCAUGAUGGGAGUACUUGUCCAGACACCGCCACCUGCUGCAAGGCUAAAAUUGGCUUUGCCUGCUGCCCAUAUCCAAAUGCCAUGUGCUGUGCCGACCGGGUCCACUGCUGCCCGUCAGGAUAUCGCUGUAACAUGGUUACCAUGAAAUGUCAGAAAUUAGACCAGCCGUGGCUCACCAUACCCAUGGUGAAGAAGGAAGCUGCAGAGAAACCAGCCCCCCCUGAACUACCUGGAACUCCACUCCAGGAGCUUAAAGAGAGCCACGUCCCAGAUCAAAUAAAGACUUCGGUGGUCUACUGUGACAGUUACACCUACUGUCCUGAUGGCACUACUUGCUGCAGACACCCACAGGGAGGCUGGACCUGUUGUCCCUACUCUCCUGGCAAAUGUUGUCUGGAUGGCUACCACUGCUGUCCAAUUGGAUUUGACUGUGACCACACCUACACGCACUGUGUGAGGGAAAAACUCACAUAUCCUUUCCUCCGCAAGCCAGCACUACCUUCAGGACCUGCGUCCUUCAUCCCAUCUUCAGAGGAAGACGACAAUUUUCUGCAAACACCAGAGCCAGCUCUAACACAAGACAGCGCCAGCUCUCCUAAGGCUCACGUCAUUCACUGUGAUUCUCUACAUUACUGCCAGGGGGGGAUGUCUUGCUUCAAGGUAUCUACUGUCCCCACCCACUGGUAA
Messenger RNA from Neolamprologus brichardi, 2157 nucleotides. Its product is annotated as progranulin-like. The record is from RefSeq and is a predicted model, not a curated record. Lineage: Eukaryota; Metazoa; Chordata; Actinopteri; Cichliformes; Cichlidae. Gene Ontology annotation, cellular component: extracellular region.